GAAGGGAGUUUAAAAGCUGUCGAACUUCCUGCCUGCACAAUUGAGCCAAGAAUUGCAUACUAGAUAACACAAACUCAGGCUUGGAUUGCCUGGUAAGAUCGGUUCGCAAAUGCAAGAUUACAGGAACACUAUCACAAAUCAGUUUUUGCCCAUCUAUUGGCCUGGCUUUCAGCAGUGCACUUGUGAAAUUUGCACCUCCCGUGAUCCGAAUCAGAACAACCAAUCCUCUCUGGUCGAGCCUAACAAUGAAGCUCGAAGGCCUUCGUUUACAAUCGAAUCUAUUCUCAGUCGAAAGGACGGAAGAAAACCUGAUGUGAAACCGAACUUAGAUAGAUUUACAACUGUGAACGCGAGUUUAGUCUCAAGUAACUCUACCACACAGUUUCAGAGCGAGAGAUCAGACUUUCCCUUUGGGACAAGUUAUCUGGGAAGUUUGCGAAGGCAGAGUUAUGGCAUGGAGCAGUUUUCCUUGUUAGUGGGAGGAAACGUCCCAACAAAUGGAAAUUUCAUCUCACACGGCGAUGAAAUCGACUGGACCGGUGAGAAACCAAAACGCAUGCGCACGAUUUUUACCGUGGAACAGCUGGAGCGACUGGAGCGAGAGUUUUCACGCCAGCAGUACAUGGUGGGAGGACAGCGGUUUUAUUUGUCCAAAGAGCUUGGAUUAACAGAAACUCAAGUCAAAGUCUGGUUUCAAAAUCGUCGAAUAAAAUGGAGGAAACAGCUCAUGGAGCAAGAGAGGAAUAAGGUGAGGCAACAGAAGGAAUCAGGCGCCAGCGGGGACAUGAAGACAGAAGACGUCAAUACCUGAAAAUAAAACAAUACCGGUGAGGAAGAAGAUCGACUGUUCCGAGAUGUCUAAAUUUAUUUGGUUUUUCCUUGCCGUGGGAAGCGCUAAACUCGAAAACUAUAGAAAAAAACUCGCACAUUCGCACAUUUACGUGCAGCGGGUUCAGUUAAGUUCUUCCUUUACUUUUUUUAUUUCUCUCAUUCUUUGUUAAGGUUUAGUCAUUCCUGGCAAAAGACUUGAUGCAAUAUGGAGCCGGGGCGAAUUUCAUAGAA
Stylophora pistillata is the source of this 1062-nucleotide messenger RNA. RefSeq lists its product as uncharacterized. Gene Ontology annotation, biological process: neuron differentiation; central nervous system development; regulation of transcription by RNA polymerase II. The record is from RefSeq and is a predicted model, not a curated record. Gene Ontology annotation, molecular function: RNA polymerase II cis-regulatory region sequence-specific DNA binding; DNA-binding transcription factor activity, RNA polymerase II-specific. Lineage: Eukaryota; Metazoa; Cnidaria; Anthozoa; Scleractinia; Pocilloporidae. Gene Ontology annotation, cellular component: nucleus.